This is a messenger RNA of Exophiala dermatitidis NIH/UT8656, 462 nucleotides long. RefSeq lists its product as uncharacterized. Bases 1 to 462 code for a protein of 153 amino acids. The transcript has 2 exons. The record is from RefSeq and is a predicted model, not a curated record. Lineage: Eukaryota; Fungi; Ascomycota; Eurotiomycetes; Chaetothyriales; Herpotrichiellaceae.
AUGGACACUCUACAUCAGAUAUGGACUUUCUACAAAGGAACCAUUCGGAAGAUCAUGAUUACAGCAUUCCCCACUCCCGGUGGAAAAGCACUACGGAGUCCUUCCAAAGCAGGGUUAGGCGCCCGAUUUCCGGUUGUUGAUGAUCUUGCCAAACGACCUGCACCGAAUCUGGACUGGGAGAAUCCGCAAAUGUAUCAGCAAACCCGGGACUGGCGACUGAUUAUUGCUCUCGGCACCUGUACAUCAAAUCUGCUUCCAAUGAAAGGAGAACUCGACUUUGAAUUUGGUGCCGACUUUAUGUAUCGAAACCAGUUUCUUGAGGAAAAUCUCAACGCGGAUAAGAGCGUUCACCAAUCGCACUUGGGAACCCUAAUCAAGGACGUUCCCAAACUAAAGGCGAUAAAGGAUAUCCUGGACGAACAGCUUGUACGACAGGACGGUCGCUCUAUGGUGAAACAAUGA